This is a messenger RNA of Uloborus diversus, 5089 nucleotides long. RefSeq lists its product as uncharacterized. NCBI's taxonomy places the organism in Eukaryota, Metazoa, Arthropoda, Arachnida, Araneae, Uloboridae. The transcript is spliced from 10 exons. The coding region runs from base 93 to 1424 and encodes 443 amino acids. The record is from RefSeq and is a predicted model, not a curated record.
CUGCACCAGGUGGUUGACAUUUCAUCCGCAUCGACGUCACUGAGAGCCAAAACACCUCCAGAAAGCUACUAACCAGGGCUCAAGGAUCCAGAAUGGCAGCCAUGCGAUUAGGUCUUUUGGUUUUAUUAAUUGCAGCAACCGUUUCCAGCUUCACCAUAGCGAAUGCUGAAGAUUCUUCAAAAAGUGAAGAGCACUCCAACAAAGACACUUCCGUCAGUACAGAUGACAGCAGUCAAGAGGACAGUAAAGAGAAAAGAUCACGGGAAGAAAUCAUGUUCGGCAACCAACAAAACAAGCCAAACGGACUAGUUGAUGAUCUUAUGGGCAUGUCGGAUAACACAGAUGACGACGACGACAGUCUGCCGGAUAAGAAAUCAAGCGCACCAUCAGAUGACCAAAAACAAGAUGAUUCAGAGAAUGACGACAAGAAAAGGAGUCCCCACCACGACGGGAGCAAUGAUAUGAUGAUGGAGUCAGGAAAUUCAAAUUGGUAUAACACAGUUCCUGUAUCAUCCAGUGCAUUACAGUAUUUAGCAAAUACACCCACACUACAGAGCAUGCCCACAGAAGACUUCACCAACAGUCUAUAUGACCAAGAAGAUUUGUACCGCCGGAAGAGACAUUUGAUGGAACGAAGAAUUCCUCUGCGCAAGCGCAGCUUGAGGAGUUCUCUGGGACAGAUGAUCCAGAAACGAGGCAUCCGGAUGCCCAGGAGAUCUAUGAGGUUGAAGAGACAGGUGGACAUGGGAGAUCUGCUCUCUCUGUUCGGCAAUGAACGCUACUACGAAGAUCAAUCCGCAGUGACUCCUCAAAGCUCCAAGGACAUUGAACAAACGAAGGACAAGCGUCAUGUUCCCGGGAGAUUCAGCGGAUAUCCAGAGACCCCAUCCACCGAGUUCCGAUAUCCGGCCACCUUUAGACACAGGGAUGGAGGAAUCUUGUCAUCAGCGAACGAAUUCGAUGAAAACAAUGAAGAAAUGGUGGAUGGAGACAACGUUGUCGACAUCGACGAUCUGAUGCUUUUGCCACCCAACGCCAGAUACCUUGAGACACCUGAAGUGGAGACUAUGCUUCCAUACAGGACUCGCGAGGAAGAGAACGAAGCCAUCCAGAAGUGGCUUGCCCGUCAUACCACUCCGAAUGUGUUCUCCGUUUCCAGGAGAUCUUCGCCCCUGUUCUACCCAAUGGAUUACCGUUACAUUCCCGGAUUCAGGAAGCGUUCCAUUUUUGGGAACCGCAUGGGGAGCAAUCGUUUCGCCAUGGAGGAUGUCGAAGAUCAAGAACCUGAUUUCGGAAAGUGGGGACGCGUGGUUCAAGUUCCCGAGACAUACGCUUCUCCAGAAGAUGUCGCACGUCUGUACGGAUUGGCCAACCUUAUGGCCGAGGGAGAUGAAAAUGAGGCCAAGAAGAAACGUAGGACUUAGAAGAAGGUGGGACUAAGUCCACACGUGUGACUUCAGUGCACCGUGGAGUGCGUAUUUGUAUAAAUGUGCAUCUAAUUAUUUUAAUCCGAAGUUUGCUAUCGGUUCCAUGCCUCGUUCUGAGAUUAAAACAAGUUAAACAAAAACAGUUUCCUACCGUUGUAUCAUAUAACGAUUCGGUGAAAAAAAAAAUGAAAGUUGUUUUAAGGAUGCAUAUCCAAUCACCACUUGAUGGAUGAAAAGAAAUUUGUCGAAAUAUCCAAUGCUUAGUAAAAUUAUACCUGCUUAAACCUGGAUGAUCAAAUGCAAUAAAAUUUGCUUUGAAAACAUUUGCUAUACUUUCAGAAAAGUGCAAAUAUAAGAUGCUGUUUAAAAAUUGUAUUUUUAUGUAAAAAGUAUUAUCCAAUGAAAAAUUAAAAGCUUUUUUUAUUCAAUACGUCACCAAAAAGAAAGAAAGUAAAAGUUUUUAAAACUUUAUUUUAAAUACUUUUCUCUCUAUUUACUAAGCGCUAUGAGUAAAUGAAAUUGAUUAAAUUUCCGCAUUUAUUUGCCCUUUUCUGCACUGAUAAAUCCUUCGAUAAGUAAUUCAAUUAUAGCUUAAUUUUCAGCAAAGAUUGAAUUAAUCAGGGAGAAACUUCAACUCCCCUGUACCUCUAAAUUUGUCCCUGUACUGUAUAAGAUUAAAAAAUGUUUCAAAUUUUUGAGCGUACAGUAGAAACUCGAUUAACCGAUGUAAUCAGGAACAGAUUACUUUCCGGAUAAUCAAUUGCGAGAACUCUGGAUAAUCGGAAUGAGACCAUAUUAACUUUAGGUCUAGAUUGAAACAAGUUUUUGAUAAUGUUACUAUAAUAAUAAACGAUAAAAAAUUAAUACUAAGUGUCACAGAAGCCAGGAAAUGCAGUGUAAAAUUAAAAAGAUAAAAUACAGCAAAUUUUUACAAACUGGUAGCUAAAAUUAAUGUAGCUCACCCCCGUUUGGCUGUUUGUAUAUUGCUUGUAGUUAACUUUAUGUUUUGUUUUUGAACUUUGAAUAAAAAAUACGUAACUGAAAAAAGAAAAAAUAAAACAUUACUUAACUUUCAGAAUCUAUCAUCUUUGAAUGCAAUAGCAUGUUUAAAAUAAAGUUAUGCACCGCGUUUUGAAAAUGUGGUGGUGUGUUUGGAAAAAAGAAAGUUAUCAAAAUACACCGAUAGUUGAACUACAGAAGGAAUAAUUGCCUCUUGACUGCUUACUUACCAAAAAAAAAAAAACUUUCUUGGUAAUCUACACCGAUUAAGCGAGGUUCCGAUUUGACAAUUAAAAAAAAAGUUCUGGAUAAUCGCGGUACAGAGGAAAACAGUUCCGGAUAAUAAAUAUAUCAAUUUCAAAAAAACGUUCCAGAUAAUCGAGGUACCGAUAAACACAAUUCCGGAUAAUCGAGGAACAGAUAACAACAGUUUCGGAUAAUCGAGGUACCGAUAAAACAGUUUCAGAUAAUCGAGGUCCUUAUAAAACCAGAUCCGGAUAAUCGAGGUUCUACUGUUCAACUGUUUCAAAUUUUAUGCGUUGAUGGAAAAUGCAACAUCUACAAAAGUUUCAGGUAGUUAAUUCUUGAACUCAUUUAGCACUGCUUAUCUAUUUUAAAAUCACUUACACUCAACUCAAAAUCAAUUUUAUUUACACAGAUUUCUGUAAAUUGAUGAAAGUAGUUUUGAUAAUGUCAAUUAAAGCUUUAUUGUAUUAGAGUAGUUAUUUCUUGCUUUGUGCUGGGGACUCUGCUAUAACAUCAUUCUAAUAUCUACAUGUGACUUCUGUGAGAGUUGGUUUUCGUUUUGAGCAUACAUUUUAGUUUAAUGUCCUUCAUCCUUGUGCUCGUUUGGCGUUUCAAUGAGAAAAAAUGGCUUCGAAUCGGGCAAUUUUUAACACUUUCUUUUGGGAUUUUGUGCUUGCUAAUAGAUUUAUCAAUAAAUAUAAAUUAAGAAAUUAAUUGUGUAUAUAAUAUAUGAUAUAUUAUAAAUGGAAAACAAUAAUAAUUUUUUAAGACAUGAAGAUGUUAACUGUAAGUAUUUAAGUUUUUUUUUAUCUUUGUGAAAUCGUUUGCCAAAUCAAACAUGUACUAAUGAACUAUUAGGAUUCAUGAUUCAUACAAAUUGUUUGGAUAAAAAAUCAAUUACUAAAAAGGCAAAAUUAUGAAUUCAAGAUGUGCAAUGUCAACAUUCUUAAAAAUUAGUUGGAAAAAUACUAUUUAACAUCAUUGCUCAAGGCAGCACAAAAUCAUGAAGCACUAUAAUAGAUCUUCCUAUUAAAAAAACCCUUUUACAAUAUGCUUUAUUUGUAAGGAAGAAAAAAAUUGAGAGAAUAAGGAGAGAAACUUUGAGAGAAAGAAAAGUAUAAAAAUUAACUAAUUUAUAUAUAACUUGUUAUGAAAUAUCAAAGAUGUAUUUAUUGAAAUGCUGUUUGUAUCAUAAAUACAUUAUGUAAAAAAUAAUUAAAAAAUCAAUAUCUUUAAACUAAAAUUGACACAAUUCGGUAGAAAAUAUUGGAUGAAAGGAGUUAAGAUACAAAAUCAGAAGCAAGAACAUAUCUCCCAAAAAGUCAAACUCGCACUUUUUACUUCAUGAAUUUAAUGUACAAGAAAAUAUAUAUCUUUCUAUAUUCUUUAAAUAUUGUUUUUCUCAUUUUUUCAAAACGUAGAAUAGUUUGUAUAUUUUUAGAAUUCAUUUACAUUUUCAAUAUUAUUAAUGCAUUAUUCAAAUUUAAAUUUAUGAUUCAAGUGAAACCAUAGAAAAUAUCAACUUUACAGUUUUUUAUUGUACAAUUGAUCUAUGCUAUGAAAAACCCCACAGUGAAGAAUUUAAAGCUAAAACCUGCUUACGAAAAAAUUAACAAUUGGCGAAACAAAGAGAAAUAAUUUAGGGCUAUUCCAUGGCAAAGUCGUCAUUUUGUUCCGAACGUGACAGAUAAUACAUAUUUCAGAAAAAAAUUUUGUUUAAGAAAUCAAACAUAGGUUUGUGAUAUCUUGAGUAGCAAAAUUUUAUUUAUCACCGGUUAAAAUUAUUUCUACUGAAAUACAUGAGCUGUACAUGCGGGACAAAACAUCUGUUUUCCUUCAAAUGUCCCUUUAAAGCAAUUUUUCUUUGUAAAAGAUAUUCCAUUUGAUUUAGUAUGAAAAAACUCGUAAAUAAAGGAAAUAUUUUUUUAAAUAGCUGAAAACAUAUUUUUUAAGGUAACCAAAAAAAUAUAUUUUGUGCUCUGAUUGAUACAAAUAGGAUGCCAAAUCCAGAGACGGGUGACUAAAAUACAUGCGCCAAAAAUAUUUGCUUAUUCAAAAACUAUACGCAUAAUAUGUGUGACAUGCUUACGUGUUGUCAUCAUCCAGCAAAAGAGAAAGGUGCAAUAUUAAAAAGAAGUGUUUCCCACUUUCUGUAUAACUGAAUUUCUACGCAUAUCACUGUUACUGAUACCCUAAUGAUUUAAUAAGUUCUAUGUUGUGAGUUAAACCCUGUUCAUAUUUGAUUGUUCAUACUGUAGUUUACUGUGUCUCGGGAGUUACCAAUGAAAGAACAAAUAUUGGUGAAAUGAACUGUAUAUGUGUGCGUCUUUUGAAGAGUGAAGAUAUAUUAUGUUCAUUGUUCGGAAAUAAGUUACAAUGCAUUGGAGUUUAUGAAAUAAAUUUAAUUUGUGUUUCCA